Molecule: messenger RNA, 1702 nt
Organism: Peromyscus maniculatus bairdii (prairie deer mouse)
Lineage: Eukaryota; Metazoa; Chordata; Mammalia; Rodentia; Cricetidae
Source: RefSeq, a predicted model, not a curated record
AUGUUGAUGAAUGUGCAACUGGAAAUGGGAACCUUUGCAGAAAUGGCCAGUGCGUCAACACGGUGGGGUCCUUCCAGUGCAGGUGCAAUGAGGGCUACGAGGUGGCUCCCGAUGGCCGGACCUGUGUGGAUAUCAAUGAAUGUGCUCUGGAUCCUGGGAAAUGUGCGCCUGGAACCUGUCAGAACUUGGAUGGCUCCUACCGAUGCAUUUGCCCGCCUGGGUAUAGUCUACAGCAGGACAAAUGUGAAGAUAUCGAUGAGUGUGUUGAAGAACCCGAAAUCUGUGCCUUGGGAACCUGUAGCAACACCGAGGGAAGCUUCAAAUGUCUGUGUCCAGAAGGGUUCUCCCUCUCCUCAACUGGAAGAAGGUGCCAAGAUCUGCGAAUGAGCUACUGUUAUGCGAAGUUUGAAGGUGGAAAGUGUUCAUCACCCAAAUCCAGAAACCAUUCCAAGCAGGAGUGCUGCUGUGCUUUGAAGGGAGAAGGCUGGGGAGACCCUUGUGAGUUGUGCCCCACUGAGCCAGAUGAGGCUUUCCGCCAGAUCUGCCCCUUCGGAAGUGGGAUCAUCGUGGGCCCUGAUGACUCAGCAGUUGAUAUGGAUGAAUGCAAAGAGCCUGAUGUCUGUAAACAUGGACAGUGUAUCAACACAGAUGGUUCCUAUCGCUGCGAGUGUCCCUUCGGUUACAUUCUAGAAGGGAAUGAAUGUGUGGAUACUGAUGAAUGUUCCGUGGGCAAUCCUUGUGGAAAUGGGACCUGCAAGAAUGUGAUCGGAGGUUUUGAGUGUACCUGUGAGGAGGGAUUUGAGCCCGGUCCAAUGAUGACAUGUGAAGAUAUAAAUGAAUGUGCCCAGAACCCUCUACUCUGUGCCUUCCGGUGUGUAAAUACCUAUGGGUCCUAUGAAUGCAAAUGCCCUGUUGGAUACGUUCUGCGAGAAGACAGGAGGAUGUGCAAAGAUGAGGAUGAGUGUGCAGAGGGAAAACAUGACUGUACUGAAAAGCAAAUGGAGUGCAAGAACCUCAUAGGCACCUACAUGUGCAUCUGUGGCCCUGGGUACCAGCGAAGGCCUGAUGGAGAGGGCUGUGUCGAUGAGAAUGAGUGUCAGACCAAGCCCGGGAUCUGUGAGAACGGGCGUUGCCUCAACACCCUGGGGAGCUACACCUGUGAGUGUAACGAUGGCUUCACAGCCAGCCCCACGCAGGAUGAGUGCCUGGACAACCGGGAAGGGUACUGCUUCACAGAGGUUCUACAGAACAUGUGCCAGAUUGGCUCAAGCAACAGGAACCCCGUCACCAAGUCCGAGUGCUGCUGUGAUGGAGGGAGAGGCUGGGGACCCCAGUGUGAGAUCUGCCCUUUCGAGGCCACUGUGGCUUACAAGAAACUGUGUCCUCAUGGCCGAGGCUUCAUGACCAAUGGAGCAGAUAUUGAUGAGUGCAAGGUUAUUCACGAUGUUUGCCGGAACGGGGAGUGUGUCAAUGACAGAGGGUCCUAUCAUUGCAUCUGCAAAACUGGCUACACGCCGGAUAUCACAGGGACCGCCUGUGUAGAUCUGAAUGAGUGCAACCAGGCUCCCAAUCCCUGCAAUUUUAUCUGUAAAAACACAGAGGGGAGUUACCAGUGUUCCUGCCCGAAAGGCUACAUUCUGCAAGAGGACGGACGGAGCUGCAAAGGUGAGGGACUUGGGCUUCGUCUACUCGCCUGCCACAG